AACAGAUCACAGGAGGAGAGAACCACAAAAGAUGCUUUAAACGGACAGCUGGGCAAUGAAUACCAUGUGAAAUAUUUCGGUAAACUAUGUAUCAACAAGCAAGUAGAAGAUCAGAAAAGCAAAAAAUAGAUUGGCAUUUGCCAUCUACAUCAUCUACAAGUUCAGCACAUCACAUGAGUACUGAACUCCUUAUUCUCACAUAUGGAACUCUGGUAGCACAGUUGUGUGAAGACUGUGAAAAGGACGAGGAUAUCAACAAAGAGUUGGAUAAAAUGGGACGUAACAUUGGCACAAGACUAGUAGAAGAUUUUCUGGCUCGAUCAAAUGUUGCACAAUGUCGUAAUUUUUAUGAAACAGCUGAAGUAAUUGCUAAGGUUGCUUUCAAGAUGUACCUUGGAGUGACCCCACGGGUGACCUUCUGGAGCCAAACUGGAGAUGAUUGCUCGCUGUUUCUAGAGAAGAAUCCACUCAUGGGCUAUGUGGAAAUACCUGAGAAACGUUCCUGUUUGCUGUACUCCAACAUGAUCUGUGGCAUCUUGAAAGGAGCACUAAAAAUGGUUUGUUUGCAGGUGGAUAUUCAACUACUUCAGGACUCAGCAAAAGAUGACAAGGUAACUGAAAUAAGAAUGAAGCUAAUGAGAAGACACAGAGUUGUUCGUACAGUUGAGAAAAAGCAAAAAUACUGUGUUGACUCUUAAAAACAAACUUGUGUAUCCACUGCUAUGUUAAAAGGUUUGGUUGGUUUAGAAAAUGCCAUUAUACACUUAGGAGCAUGUUUUAUCAUUUACACUUCAUAGCAUCAUCUUUAGCAACUUCAAAUGGACAACAAUUACAAAGCAUUAAGAUUACAGUAUCAUUGGAAGGAGUCUCUGAUUAUUAUCUUCUGGUUUGUCUUUAUUUUAUUUAUGGUUUAGUGAUGUAGGUAAUCAUGGGGAAGCUCAUGGGUAAAUGCAUACACAAAAAUUUAAAAUCAGAACUGUAAAUACUGCAUGAAUUCAAACAUACCAGUGAUUAAGAGCUCAGCAUUGUGUAAGGUACUCAAAAAUCACGUUUGUUUUUACAUAGCUUUACUGUGUUUAGGCUUUAGAAAUCUUUAAGAUGAUUGUGAAGGGAAACUGUGGUAAGAGUUAAUAUUGUUUGAGUUAAUGCUGCCACAAAUGUGUGAAUGACUGAAUGAUAAUACAAAUGUCAUUAAUAUACAUAACGUAUAUCUUAUAAUG
Molecule: messenger RNA, 1220 nt
Organism: Rhincodon typus (whale shark)
Lineage: Eukaryota; Metazoa; Chordata; Chondrichthyes; Orectolobiformes; Rhincodontidae
Product: trafficking protein particle complex subunit 3-like
Exons: 6
Coding region: 87-698 (203 amino acids)
Biological process (GO): endoplasmic reticulum to Golgi vesicle-mediated transport; intra-Golgi vesicle-mediated transport
Cellular component (GO): TRAPP complex; cis-Golgi network membrane; cytosol
Source: RefSeq, a predicted model, not a curated record